This is a messenger RNA of Arabidopsis lyrata subsp. lyrata, 732 nucleotides long. RefSeq lists its product as uncharacterized. The coding region runs from base 145 to 579 and encodes 144 amino acids. Lineage: Eukaryota; Viridiplantae; Streptophyta; Magnoliopsida; Brassicales; Brassicaceae. The transcript has a single exon. The record is from RefSeq and is a predicted model, not a curated record.
GUUCAGUAGCUACUCUGCAUGUGGCGUUUUUGUGACGCAAAAUUGCUAUUGGGCUGCUAGAAGGCCCAUUAAGUGAGGAGAUUAUAUAAAUGCCCUAAGUCUCGGGAAAAAAAUAAGUGUAGCCGUACUUUGUAAUUUCCUAUAAUGAAGCCGGAAAAUACUAAGAGAAACACCGCACCAAGACGGCGGACCAAUGACGAUGGGUGUUCUCCGUUCAAUCUCAGGUCUCUCAAGCAAGCGAUCGAGGCCAUAGAUGCUGCCAAGGAUAAUUCAAUCAAUCUAUCGUCGUUGUCUGUGGCGUUAUCGGCCGCGAGUCGUGAGAUGAAGCAAAGGGAGAAAUCUCAGCGUAGGCGAGAAACGAGGAAGAGGAGGAAGAAGAAUAAGAAGCUAGUGAUCGGAGCAAAGCCGGAAACGGACGCAGAAUUGCGACGAUGGUUUUCAAACUUCGACAAAUCGUUCAAACUAUCAUUGCCGAUCAGAAAGCUCAACAAUCAUCAUAAAACCUCCAAGGAAGCGCAGAUUUGUGAAUUGAAUACAGAUUUCUCGAUGAAUCACUGCUCUGAAUCCUUUAGACAUUAGGCACAAUGCUUAAUUCUUUUUAGUUUAUAUUCAUUUUUUCUUUUCCUAUUUUAUCAGAUUGUAUCUGUCUUAUUCAAUGAAAUGUUGGAGAUGAUGCAUCUACAUGAAUGCAUGCGUUACGCGAUCAUUAAUAAUAAUGAGAAUACCCUUUUU